This is a messenger RNA of Oppia nitens, 832 nucleotides long. RefSeq lists its product as uncharacterized. The record is from RefSeq and is a predicted model, not a curated record. The coding region runs from base 199 to 717 and encodes 172 amino acids. Gene Ontology annotation, cellular component: Ragulator complex; membrane raft; lysosome. Gene Ontology annotation, molecular function: molecular adaptor activity; guanyl-nucleotide exchange factor activity. The transcript has 3 exons. Gene Ontology annotation, biological process: lysosome organization; endosomal transport; positive regulation of MAPK cascade. NCBI's taxonomy places the organism in Eukaryota, Metazoa, Arthropoda, Arachnida, Sarcoptiformes, Oppiidae.
GUAUAUCGUAAUUCAGUCAAACUGUUGACAAACAACGUUAACACAAAGCAGUCGUUUAUUGAAACCCUUAAAUGACUUUUGAUUUGUAAAGUGAAUGCAAAUACCGUACUAUUGAUUGUUUGUCUCACACUUUAUCCACAAUUAUUGUGUUGUCUAUUGACUAUUGACUGUAAUCUUUGCGACAUUUGGUGUCCAGCGAUGGGAAACCUGUCGUCAUGUUGUUUGCCAAAGAAGUCGGACGACGAAAUCAACGAAAGGACACACAUUUUGGACAAUCCCGUGUCUUCACCCGACGAUGGAAAUGAUAUGCGAUAUAACAGUUGUUUGCCACCAGUGCUGUCACCGACUUAUGGCACACUCAACGGCCGCACAGAACAGAACCAAUUAAAUAAUACAUUACACAAAUUGGUGGCCAAAGUAAUAGACGUGUCGUCCAUCGACAACAACAUUGAACAAAGCGAUUGGAAUGAAAGACAACGAACUUAUGGCCAACGGUUGGCUAAUAUCAAGAAACCACUUCUUCUUAAGUCUAAAUUGAAGUCUAAUACUCAACCGCAAGUUUCCACAUCAAUGUCGAGUCGAAAUCUAACGAUUGAGUUAAUCAGUGAAGAAGAUCUUAAUCUAAUCAACUAUUUCAGUGAAAAGGCUACGAAUGCCGUUCUCAACGGCUUUAAAGUACACUGUGACGAGUCAUUUGUCGUCCAAUUUGAUCCCUGAUUUGAGUCACUCAUUUGCGAUCAAGUUUUAUCAUCGAUGCAACACUUGAUUGUCUUUUACUCUUUAGUGUAAUUAAGUAUAUCUAAUAUUUUUAUAUUUUAUCAUUAUACUACUA